GUGAUUUUAGUCCUGGAAUUGUUUGUUCAUUUGCCAGAAUCAGAAUCCGAUACUGCACAGCUCUUCCACUGAUUUCUCUGUAUUAAUAUAACUCUCUGCUCUCUGCUCAGCAUAUACCAAUUCAUAUGGAAAAUAUCAAGGAACAAUCAAGUGGGAAGAAGAAGAGCAUAGUUGUAGGAUCAUGGGGAGGAAAUGGAGGGACUGGCUGGGAUGACGGAAUCUAUAAUGGAGUAAGAGAAAUCACCAUAGUUUUCGACCAUUGCAUCGACUCAAUCCAGGUUGUUUAUGACAAGAAUGGCAAGCCAGUCACUGCUGAAAAACAUGGAGGAGUAGGAGGCAGUAAAACAGCUGAGAUAAAGUUGCAAUACCCAGAGGAGUUCCUGGUGAGUGCAAGCGGCCACUACUCCUCCGUGGUUCCCGGAUGGAGUCCAGUGAUUCGGUCGCUGACACUGAAGAGCAACCGGAGAACAUAUGGACCAUACGGAGUUGAAGAAGGGACGCCAUUUAAUCUUUCCAUGGAUGGAUGCUCGAUUGUGGGUUUCACUGGGAGAAGUGGAUGGUACCUUGAUUCUAUUGGAUUUCGAUUAUCUCGUUCUCAAUCUCCUAAGCUUCUCCAAAAGUUUCAGCAAAGGCUUCAAAGGCUUACUAGCUCUGUUUCAAAAUCUAACAAGGAUAAUGACCAGCGCCAAAAGCCUUAUUAUUAGAUCAACUGCCUGUUCGUGUAUUUUAUUGGAUUUUGUUUUGUAAUACUAAUAUAUGUGGUUGUGCUUA
Molecule: messenger RNA, 771 nt
Organism: Manihot esculenta (cassava)
Lineage: Eukaryota; Viridiplantae; Streptophyta; Magnoliopsida; Malpighiales; Euphorbiaceae
Product: jacalin-related lectin 19
Exons: 3
Coding region: 126-704 (192 amino acids)
Molecular function (GO): carbohydrate binding
Source: RefSeq, a predicted model, not a curated record